UUCGGUCAAAAAAUAUUUUUCUGGCUGUAUAUACCAUACUUAGCACACAGAUAUCUUUACUGGCAACAUUAUUAUGUUAUAAAUUUGCCGCUUAUAGAAAGUGCUGUUCUUGUUGGGUGGUUUGUCGGACAAGGAGAAAUGGCGUGCUUGUUGGAGGCCCCCCUACGCAUCAGCGUGUUGUCUGAAGUAACAGCAACCAGUCGACAUUAUGUGGACCGGCUCUUUGACCCAGAUCCUCAGAAGGUCCUGCAGGGAGUCAUUGACAUGAAGAAUGCAGUGAUUGGAAACAACAAGCAAAAGGCCAACCUAAUUGUACUGGGAGCUGUGCCCAGGCUCCUAUAUUUGCUCCAGCAAGACUCCUCUAGUGAGGAACUGAGGACGGAAUGUGCAGUGGUGCUAGGCAGUCUGGCCAUGGGCACAGAGAACAACAUCAAGUCCCUGGUGGAUUGUCACAUCAUACCUGCCCUGUUGCAAGGCCUGCUCUGUCCAGACCUGACCUUCAUAGAGGCCUGCCUGCGUUGCUUAAGAACAGUGCUCAUCAGCCCUGUUACACCAGUCCAACUACUUUAUACUGAUCCGACUGUGAUUCCCCAUCUCAUGUCUCUAAUGAACCAGAGUCUCCGUACACAGGAGUACAUCACACAGAUCAUCUCGCACUGCUGCAAGACCCCAGAGCACCAGACUGUUCUAUUCAACCAUGGUGCCAUCCAGAACAUAGCACCUCUGCUCAUCUCGCCAUCUUUUAAGGUGCAAAUGCAGGCUCUGAAAUGCUUUUCAGUUCUAGCCUAUGAGAACAAUCAGGUGUCCUUAACCUUGGUUAAUGUGCUUGUGAAUGGAGAGUUGCUUUCUAAGGUAUUUGUCAGAAUGAUGCAGCGGGACAAGCCUAUAGAAAUGCAGCUGACAGCUGCUAAAUGCUUAACAUACAUGUGCAGAGCUGGUGCCAUCAGGACAGAUGACUGUUGUAUUGUCCUCAAGACCCUGCCAUGUCUGGUGCGUAUGUGCAGUAAGGAGCACCUGCUAGAGCAGAGGGUGGAGGGUGCAGAAACAUUGGCCUUCCUGUUGGAGCCUGAUGUGGAGCUGCAGCGCAUUGCCAGUGUCACUGACCAACUGGUGGCAAUGCUGGCUGACUACUUCAAGUAUCCUAGUUCUGUGAGCGCCAUCACUGAUAUUAAGAGGCUGGACCAUGAUUUGAAACAUGCUCAUGAGCUCAGACAAGCUGCCUUCAAGCUCUAUGCAUCACUUGGCUCUAAUGAUGAGGACAUUCGUAAGAAGAUCACAGAGACUGAGAACAUGAUGGACAGGAUUGUUAGUGGCUUGUCAGAGUCAAGUAUCAAGGUUCGUCUAGCAGCUGUAAGAUGUCUCCAUAGUUUGUCUCGGUCCGUGCAGCAACUUAGAACUAGUUUUCAUGACCAUGCCGUCUGGAAGCCACUCAUGAAGUUAUUACAGAAUGCCCCUGAUGAAGUUCUGGUAAUGGCUUCAUCUACACUAUGCAAUCUGCUGUUGGAGUUUUCACCAAGCAAAGAGCCAAUCCUAGAAUCUGGAGUUAUUGACCUACUCUGUAGUCUCACACAGAGUGAAAGUCCAGCUCUAAGGGUUAAUGGCAUCUGGGCCCUCAUGAACAUGGCAUUUCAAGGAGAUCAGAAGGUGAAAAUGGAGAUUCUACGGUCAUUAGGGACAGACCAACUCUUCUGCCUACUUUCUGAUGCUGAUGCAAUUGUACUGAUGAAGACGCUUGGCCUACUUCGUAACCUGCUGUCAACACGUCUACACAUAGACCAGAUUAUGAGCUCACAUGGAAAGCAAAUCAUGCAGGCAGUGACACUCAUCCUGGAGGGCAACCAUAGUGUGGAGAUCAAGGAGCAGACAUUAUGCAUCCUGGCCAACAUUGCUGAUGGCAACACAGCGAAGGAACUCAUCAUGACAAAUGAUGACAUUCUACAGAAAAUUAAGUACUACAUGGGACACUCAAACGUAAAGUUGCAGCUGGCUGCCACUUUCUGUAUCUCAAACCUCAUCUGGAAUGAGGAGGAUGGUUCACAAGCACGACAGGACAAGCUGAGAGAGAUGGGAUUCGUGGAUGUGCUGCAUAAACUUACCCAGGCUUUAGACCCCAACCUUUGUGACCGUGCAAAGACAGCAAUGCAGCAGUACUUGGCGUGACCUCAAUGGCUUGGAAGUUCACCUUUUUCUGUCUUCAGUUGCACAAGACACCUUUGAGCCAAGGCAUUCUGGUGCUCAAAAAAGGUUGUGGGCCCAUGUUAUGUGUGACCCAAGCUUUAUUUGAUGUUCAUAUAUUUUAAUGUACCUUUUGGAUGUGAAGAUUGUAUUCAAUGUGUGUAAGAGGCACUGUGUCACAGAACAUUUGGUGCUUUGGACUCCAUAAUGGAAUCUGAGCAGUCUCUGGGAGAAGUUACAUUAUCAUUUAUUUGAGUGGCAGUAAAUAAUUGUUAUAAAUGUUAUUUUAAAUGCUUUAUCAGGAGGCGAUAUGAAACAGAUUUUUCCCUUGUGGAUAAAUACCUCAAAUGUGUGUAUGUGUGUGUAUGUAUAUAUACACACAUAUGUAUGCAUAUAUAUUUUUGAUUUUUAAUACCUCCUCCCCAUCAGAUAUCUGUGUCUUUUUUCAAAAAUGAAGUAAAUGCUAUUGGGGAGUAUGAAAAGUGCUUAUUCACAUUUGAGUAUUGGAACUAACACUCUGAUUAAAAAAAGAAAUAAAGUGGUGAUUACUUCCAUCGCA
Molecule: messenger RNA, 2734 nt
Organism: Sardina pilchardus (European sardine)
Lineage: Eukaryota; Metazoa; Chordata; Actinopteri; Clupeiformes; Clupeidae
Gene: armc8
Product: armadillo repeat containing 8
Exons: 22
Coding region: 139-2160 (673 amino acids)
Biological process (GO): proteasome-mediated ubiquitin-dependent protein catabolic process
Cellular component (GO): GID complex
Molecular function (GO): protein binding
Source: RefSeq, a predicted model, not a curated record